GACGUCGGCAUCUGCAUCUUUCACUCUCCCAACUUGCUCACAGCCGCCAUCCCCGCCUGCACCGCCCCCCUCGCUGUCGACGCCGACGACGGCCUUGCCCGCUCCGCGGCCGACGACCCUCGCCACAGACUGCUCACGACGACGCAUGACAGAAUAGAAUCAACGGUCUUGUGGGGCUCCUCUAGCGCUCCAAACGACCUACGACCCUUCGGUAUCGCCCUGGUCAAACACACGGACAACGCCAGAUUGACUAACCGGCUGCCCAAGCCAGAGGGACAGAGAGAUUUGUUUGUGCGGUGUGGCAGCAAGCUCAGGCAACGAAGAGCACUCAAACCUGCGAGAUGCCUCCGACGUUAACCAACAUGCCACCGUCGACGCCACCGCGCGGCCGACAAUCGUCACGUUACCCCGCGUCGCUUGCCCUCGGCGAUCCCGGACGCGUUCCAUUACACAGGCGGGGAACGUCCAAGACGUACGAGCGGCUGGAGGACUUACUGCGCGAAGCGGGCUACAAAGAGACGCGCGUAUUCACGCCAGAGUCGGAAAGAAAGGAGGCCCGAGAUGCUGAGAGCAGGAAAGGCAGUCUGCGCGGGGGCGUCGACUCGGUGGUGGGCUACCUCGCGAGCUGGGUGCCGGGGUCGGGCAGGACGGAGACCACCUCCCACGUCCUGAGCACAACGCCUCCGCACGAACCCCGGCUCCAUUGGUCUCUCCCACCCUCACCGCUUGCGCAUAAGCACAAGCUCCCUGAUGAGAACGGACGACCGCGAAGCCCACUCUCCGCGUCCCCAACAGCCUCGAGCACCACAAUCGCGUCUUCUGUCGACAGCUCCGAUGGGCGCACCGUCAACUACAGACAUUACGCCAAGCAUGCACACAACGCACAGCCUCAACUGCUCCGGCCCAAGACCUCCGCCUCCAGUAACCUGCGUACAUAUGCCCAGGUCUCAGCUGCGCAGGGCUACCUCCGGCAUAUGGCCUCCGCGCCCAACAUGCCCAAGCGCCGUCCCUCAACGCGCGAGACGUCCGUCGACCGCCAUUCCGUAUAUGCCAUGGACCGCGGGCAGCCCGCACUCCCACCCCGCUGGCUCGAGUCCGUCACGAGGGCAGUCGCAGGAGCAAGCAAUCCCCACGCGCACGUCGGGGGCCCGCAGACCGCCCGUAGACUCAGCCGCCCGUCCUCGCGCGCCCCGCGUGCGAGAGAAAGGGCAGGUAAGUUUAUGCUGGCGGACCAGACGAACCGCCAGGCCCGGAGCGCGUCGGGGGUGCCGCCCGGUCUCACGUCGUACCUCGCGCGCGCGGAAGCGGCCCCGAGCACGGUCAGCACCGCGCGCGUGAUGUGUAGGUCUGCGCCCGCCUCCCGUUCAUCCUCGCGCGUUGGCGACAGGGACGCGCCGACCAGCGCACGGAGUGGUGCGUCUCGCACACGGAACCCACAGCCCAGCGCGCGGAGCGAGGCUUUCAGCUUCUCGUCGAGGCGGCAGAGCAGAAGUGACGGCGUGCCGCUGCUCGCGACUACCUCCGUCGAGAACGACGCGUGGAGCACUCAAUGGGUGCACGGGGAACGCGUGCCGAUGACCGUGGUUCGCCCCGGCGACGCCGGCGAUGAUGAUAUGUACUCGGACGGCGAAGACGAUGACGAUGACGACGACGACGGAGAGCUCACCUUCGCCCGGCUGCUCGUGCCUCCGAAGCGGCAGUAUUCCAUUCAGAGCCUGCGGAGACACCUCCACCAGAGCCAAAGCCGGAGCAACCUGCACGAGCCCGAGAACCCCUGGGAUGAGGACGGGGAGACGCUUGCCGCGGUCGGGCGCGCGAUGCGAAGCCCUACGGACGAUGAGGACGGCGAGGGCUAUGGCUGGCAGGCGCUCGGCAUGCCCGGAUUCAAGAACGGCACUGUGAAGAGACGCAGCGGCAUCCCUGGCGGUUGGGCGGGCUUCACGAAUCGCUCAUAGCAUCCGUGGGGCGAAGGAGCCGUCUCACUCUAGUAUUGUAUCACCAACACCACCUCCAUUGCUCAUGUUCAUUAUUCACCGGCACAGGUUUCGUACCAUCAUCCCUCGCAAUGACUUAUAAUGGUAUACUUAAUUCAUCUUGGUCCCUUCCGCCUUACCAUCCAGGACGUACAUUCCCGUACACGUACAGCAUGCACGAUCUCUCCCCCAUCAUAUAUUCCUAUAAUGCUGUAGACAAAAGAAAGGAUACCGCGUAGCAUCGAGCGGAAUAUCAACGGAUGUGACAUAGCGAAGUAGUAAGUUGUGGUUGCCUUAAUCCUUGAGUCCAUGAAC
Molecule: messenger RNA, 2288 nt
Organism: Rhodofomes roseus
Lineage: Eukaryota; Fungi; Basidiomycota; Agaricomycetes; Polyporales; Fomitopsidaceae
Exons: 2
Coding region: 342-1955 (537 amino acids)
Source: RefSeq, a predicted model, not a curated record